Wasmannia auropunctata (little fire ant) is the source of this 9026-nucleotide messenger RNA. RefSeq names its product protein retinal degeneration B (gene rdgB). Gene Ontology annotation, biological process: phospholipid transport. The transcript is spliced from 21 exons. The coding region runs from base 697 to 4524 and encodes 1275 amino acids. Gene Ontology annotation, cellular component: cytoplasm. The record is from RefSeq and is a predicted model, not a curated record. Gene Ontology annotation, molecular function: phosphatidylinositol transfer activity; phosphatidylinositol binding; phosphatidylcholine intramembrane carrier activity. Lineage: Eukaryota; Metazoa; Arthropoda; Insecta; Hymenoptera; Formicidae.
UGGCGGCGCGUCGCCGUGUUCGCAUGUUGUGUGUAUUCGUCUCUUUUCGAUGUCAUCACUUGCUCCCGUCGUCGUCGUGCCGUGCCGCCCCCCUUAGUACCCUUCAAUCGUCGCCUCCACCGUCCCCGCGCUGUGACAUCAUUCACAUCAUUUGACGUCAUUGUUUAACCCUUUUAUCGGUAAAUUAGGCCGCCCGCCUUCUUCGCCAAAACGCUUUUGACGAAAAUAAGAGUUUAUUCAUCGAAAAUCGCGUGUAAAUUUGGCGAAUUCUCUUCGCAAUUUUUCGCGCUUCGUGUGAAGCGCGACGAAUGGUCGCGAAUUUGGAGAUUAAAGGAUCAAUUAUCGUAUCGUUGAGCGAGUGUGAUUUCGCAAAUUUCUCCGAACCGGAGUGACGGAGUGACAUGCGUGUCCUCGUGUCCAGAUACCGCGUAUCUCUCUUCCGCGAAGCGAACUUUAAUCGGGACACGAGGAAGAUGUAAAAACUCGAAGUGUCUCUUCCGGAAACUGCGCCGCAUGUUGGUGGUGUCGUGAAUGAGGAUUACACUUGGCGCAAAAUGGAGACAUCACUUGUGAUUCCCGGCGAAAAAGACCUCUUGAGAUGUCGCGAAGACGUCGAACGCGGCGGCGUCCGGUAUCUCUGAAGGGGAGAUGCACUUUGCGAGGAUGCACGGGUGAUACAGGACAGGCUUCGACAAAAUGUUUAUCAAGGAGUAUCGCAUACCGUUGCCUCUCUCGGUAGAGGAGUAUCGAAUCGCUCAGCUGUACAUGAUAGCGAAAAAAUCUCGGGACGAGAGCAAGGGUGCCGGUAGCGGCGUGGAGAUAAUCCAGAACGAGCCGUACAGCAACGGUCCAGGCGGUAACGGGCAGUACACACUCAAAAUCUUUCACGUGGGCAGUCACCUGCCGGGCUGGUUCAAGAGCCUCCUGCCCAAGUCGGCGUUGAUCGCCAAGGAGGAGGCAUGGAACGCCUAUCCGUACACCAAGACCCGGUACACGUGCCCGUUCGUGGGGAAGUUCUCCGUCGAGAUCGAGACCUACUACUUUCCGGACAACGGCCACCGGGAGAAUGUCUUCAAUCUCACCGGCAGUGAUUACAGGAACAGGAUCGUGGACGUGAUCGACAUUGUCAAAGAGCAGCCGUACGGGGCCGACUACAUGAAGGACGAGGAUCCGAAGCUGUACGUGUCGGAGAAGACCGGAAGGGGCCCGCUGGAGGACUCGUGGCUCGAGGAUUAUUGGGCCGAUGUGGAAGGAAAGCAACAGCCAACGCCGUCGGGCAAGUCACUAAUGUGCGCGUACAAGCUAUGCCGAAUAGAGUUCCAUUAUUGGGGCAUGCAAACGAAAUUAGAAAAGUUCAUAGACGACGUAGCUCUGCGGAAGACGAUGGUGCGGGCGCACAGGCAGGCCUGGGCCUGGCAGGACGAGUGGAUCGGUCUGACGAUGGAGGACAUCAGGGAGAUCGAGCGGCAGACGCAGUUGGCGCUGCAGCGGAAGAUGGGUCUGGGUGACUCGGAGGGCGGCCCGGGUGAGCUCGAGGACGGAGAGACGCGGAAGAGCGCGACGGCGACAACGACGACGUCAAACACGACGGCGACGGCGACGUCGACGGAGCAGUCGGCGGUGGCCAAGACGCUGGCGGCCACCCUGGGCAGCAUUGAGAAGAACGAGGUGGUGCAGAGCCCGCCGUCCCUCAGGAAGCCGUCCGACAUUCCCAUCAUCAAUACAGCGGCCAGCUCCGAGGGCGAGAUCAGUCCCGGGGACUCGCCGGUCGACUUGGAUGAGAUCAAAAGCGCGGCCACCGGUGGAAAGACCAAGAAGAAAUGGAUGAAGAACAACAUGCCCCUGCAUUCGCCGAAUACGAAUAAGAACUUCGACAUCCAGAUCGCGAACUGGAGGCUGGAAAGCAUUGUCAGAGAGUCGGAAUCCGGCAGCGACGACGAGUUCUUCGAUUGCCAGGAGGACUUUGAAGAUAGCUCUUCGUUAGCUAAAUGGAGUUCUUUGGAUCUUCUAGCAGAAGGGGAAGACGCGACUGUGCGAACACCAUCUGCGACAAACGAGCAAGAGGAUACGAUAUUUUCACCUUCGUAUCUUCAACGUAUAACCAGCGAACGAAGCAGUAAGAGACUGCUUGAGAUCAGCACGUCGGCCAGCAUCGACAUGUCGUGUCCAGCGUCCCCUCAACAUUCCCCUACGCAUCAACCGUGCAAAAUUACUGUUUUAAUUAUCGUGAUGCACGGCGGUAGCGUUUUAGAUGCGAAUGUCGAUUUAACGGCGAAAAAGUCAGACAUAACGACAUUCCGUGGAGCUUUUGAAUCCAUCAUGAGAACGCAUUAUCCUAGCAUGGUCGGUCACGUAUCCAUUAAAUUCGUUUCCUGUCCUUCCAUCUGCACCGAAGGCCUGGGAAUUUUGUCAAGCCUGAGUCCAUACAGCUUCGACAUGUCGCCUUCGUGCAUGGACGCUCCACAAGUGACGCACGAUACCAUCCCGAUCGGCGCGAUUCCGCUACUGGCGAGCUCGAGUUCCGAAUAUCAAGAGACAGUGUCGCGCGUGGUGAUGAGUGCCAAUCAAGUGUACCAUGACUUCCUCAAGAGCGACGAGGGUAAAGGUUUCAGCGGACAGAUCUGCUUCGUGAGUGAUUCGGUGGGGUCGAUCCUGACCUACGAUGCCCUGUGCAGGGCGACACAGCACUCGAGGCACAGCAGCGAAAAUAGCAUUCUGGAGGGUAACGGCCAGCAGGGCAACGAGAACAGUGGAAACGAAGAUGGUAAGCAUCUGUCUGCGCCGUCUCCUAGAAGAAGGUCUUCUGGCACGAGUGACAACAAGCUGGAUUUCGAAGUGGGUGACUUUUUUAUGUUCGGUAGUCCGCUCGCGCUAGUCCUCGCUUACAGAAAGAUCAUCGCGUCCAACGAUAAGAAUAGUUUCAUACCCAGGCCGUUAGUUAAUCAAGUGUACAAUCUGUUUCAUCCUACGGAACCUGUGGCCGCGAGAUUAGAACCCUUGAUCUCAGCGAGGUUUUCCUUGAUUGCGCCGGUCAACAUUGCCGAAUAUGUAAAGUACCCGCUCGGCAAUGGUCAGCCUUAUCACUUGCUGGAGACUAUCCAGACCAAUCCGCAGCUGUUCGCUGAUGGAUUGAAUGUUCCCAAUUUUCAAAUGUCGCAUUUAAGAAGAUUAUCCGAUAUAUCAAUUCAAAGUACAAUGUCAGGCAUUAACGACAAUGUUCCUCUACAGGCAGUGUCUGCUAUGAUGCAAAAAUGGUGGGGCACCAAAAGACUAGAUUAUGCACUCUAUUGUCCAGAGGGUCUCACUAAUUUUCCUACAAACGCCUUGCCGCAUAUCUUCCACGCUAGUUAUUGGGAAUCUUCGGACGUAAUCGCGUUCAUUUUGAGGCAAUUGGGUAGAUUCGAUGCGCCAUUGCUCGGCAACGAGGAAAAAGAUCUCACUUGCUUCCGUCCAGGUCAACCCAGAGAAAAAUGGAAUAAGAAGCGUACCUCCGUUAAACUUAAGAAUGUUGCUGCCAAUCACAGAGCGAAUGAUGUCAUCGUGAGGGAAGGUGUACCACAAGUAUUAGUCGCUAGGUUUAUGUACAGUCCUAUUGAUAUGAUAACUUUAACAGGUGAGAAAGUUGAUAUCCAUAUUAUGAAAAACGCACCGGCAGGCGAGUGGACGUUCCUCUCUACUGAGGUAACUGACAAAAAUGGUAGAAUAAUUUACAAAAUACCAGAUGACAAAGCGCUAGGUUACGGACUUUAUCCAGUGAAGAUGGUUGUAAGGGGAGAUCAUACAUCUGUAGAUUUUUUCAUGACUGUAAUACCGCCGAGAACUGAGUGCGUGGUUUUUAGCAUAGACGGUUCUUUUGCCGCUAGUAAGUCGGUGAGUGGGAAAGAUCCAAAAGUCUGGGCUGGUGCUGUCGAUGUUGUGAGGCAUUGGCAGGAACUGGGUUACCUUAUCAUUUAUAUUACCGCGAGACCCGAUAUGCAACAACAGACAGUAGUUUCCUGGUUGUCGCAGCAUAAUUUUCCUCAUGGUCUUGUCUCAUUUGCCGACGGCCUGUCCAGGGAUCCGCUCGCCCACAAAGCCGCCUACUUGAAUAAGCUUGUGAAGGAGCACGGUAUGAUAAUCCAUCAGGCGUACGGCAGCGAGAAGGACAUUAACGUGUAUACGGCGGUAAGUCUCAAACCGAGCCAGAUCUUCAUCAUCGGCAAAGUAUCCAAGAAGCAUCAAGCCAUGGCGACAAUACUGUACGACGGGUAUGCCGCUCAUUUGAGCACGCUGCAGGCGCACGGGGGUUCGCGGCCUGCUCAGGGCAACGCGCGCAUGGUGAUCCCCAGAGGUCAAUUCGGCUUACCAGGACAAAAUGCUUCCCUGCGUCGACGAAGCUCUUUUAGGACGACAAAGCGUGCGAUCUCGCAGCCACCCUUAGGCAAGACAUCCUUCCCGUUGGAACGAUCAACCAGUGUGGGCCCAUCCGUCACGCCUGCAUCAUCAGCCAGCGUUCACCAAUCAGCAACGACCGAGAAACUCUGACGAUUUGCACGCUGCCGCUCGUUCUUCGAGUCGCGGCGGUAGCUCGUGAAGAAAAGGACACGAUUCUUGGUUCCGUAUUCCGGUAGCUCCUUUUAUUCCGUAGAUCGUUAUAUUUUGUGAUGAUCUUAUAAUAGAUUUUUACGACGUGUGAUUCAUGAUUCACCGAGAGCAGUCACGCGGAUAUCUCGUAUUAUAGAUCUUUUACUGAUGUCCUGUAGACGACGUAUAUUAGGUGUUGUUGUCUCAUUUCGUCGUACCUCGUAUCGUAAAUUUCCUCGAACUAUUUUCGCAGAUUUAUAUGGUAUUAUAGAUACUUUAGCCUUCUCGAUCUUGAGCAUUUUUAGUUUCGCACGCGGAGUGCUAGUUCUUAAUGACAUUUGAAAUCACUUCGUGUUUAUUCGUUUUACAUUAUGUGUGUUAGAUCCCCAAAAUUUCGAGUCUCAAUUCGAAAAUCUCGAGACUCGAGGAUUGACAAUUAAAUGAAGAAAUUAUUGUAUACAAGUCAUGCGCGGAUGAAUGAGCGUAAAAUUACUCUAAAAAUUAUUAUUACCCUAAAAAUUUGUUAUCUGAUUCUUGGACUCUCGAUUAUUUAUUUAUAUAUUUAUGAUCUCUAUAUUGGUUUGAUUGAAAUGUACAAUAAUUAUAAAUCAAAAUUUAACAUUAGAUAAAAUUCUAGCAAAAUAGUGUCGUUUAUAUCCUUGGACUGAACAUUUAGUUAAUUACAAGGAAAAUAUAAAUAAUAUUAGAUAAUGUUUAUUGAUUUAUUUUAACAUUCGUUUUUAUUUAUAAUGCGUAUUUCGAAAACAUAGAGAUCAAAGUAAACGACAGAAAUCUUCAGGAAAUCGGACUGAAAAUUUUUAGACUGACGAUCUACGCUUGACGAUCUAUGGCUUAUAUACGAUAAUUUAUGUAUUUCUAAAUCUAAUUUUACAGAUUUUUCGUUUUAUAUAUGUAUAUAUAAAUUUUUAAUUCCAUAAUCUCUUGCGUUAUCUAUAGAUUCUUAGUUUCACGAAUCCUUGUACAGCUUCUCUACUAUAUGACUUCUGUAUUAAUGAACUAGCACGUCUCUCUCGUAUUAUUCCAAUAAAUAAAAUUUUACCUAUUUAAAAGAAAGAUAUCCAAGAUUUAUCUUUUAUAUACUUUGUGUAAUUUUUAUACCGCAAUUUAUCAGUAAUCUCAUUUUACACUCACAAAUACUUAUCUAAGUACAUCCUUUUUUUUCGAUACGUGAGUGACGCAAGGGUAUGAAUUGAAAUAUCAAUGGAAUUUUAUUUAGCGGAAUAAUACGCCGAGAAUGUGAGAACUUGUUGAAACUGUUACCUGAGUCUCCCUGUUGUUAUUAAGGAGAAGUAACGUAAUGUUAUCUGUGACGCUUAGAGGUAAUUAGCGUAAGAACUGUUAGCACUCUACUCAUUGCCAAAUGUUACAUAGAGACGUAAUACGUAAUGCUCUGCGAAGUCCGCGACAAGAGUUCUUUCAGGGCUAUUUCUCCUCGCGUGAGAUAUUCAUAUCGCUAUGGCAAGAAAGACAGUCGUAAAAAUGAAGGGGACAUGCUUAGUAACACUGAUUUACACAGAUGUUACUUGUUUUACACGCCGAUUUUAUCCAUUUGACUUUACAAUUUUAUUCGUUCUAAGAAAAAAAUUUAAUAUCUACCUACGAAAUAUUAUUUACCCAUGUACACAAUCAUACACCGAGAAUAUAUAUUUUGUAUUAUUUGUAUAAUAUUUAUUAUUCAAUUAGCUGACAAGGCAAAUAUAAAUAUGCGUAUCAUUUGUAUACUGAAGAAAAUGAUAUAAGACAAUAUUAACGGGGUAAUUUGAAAAAAAAACGAUAGUGCGAUUAUUUGUAGGAGAGAACACGAUGAUCAGUGUGAGAUAAAAAAUGUUGAUUUGAGUAACGAGAAGAAAAUCUCUUUUAAAUCGUUGUCCCUACGCUAAUAGAUUUGUCCUCUCUAACCCUUUUUUUACGACACGGUACUUCAGGAACGUUCUUAAAAAAACAUAACCGAGAGACCUAUUCGUGCAUUUAGUUGAGAAAGUCGGAAGCGUAUCGUAUUUACAAGACGAAGCAUCGACGCGUCCACAGACGCGCGCGACAAGCGGGUACAAAAGCUACUUCUCUCUUACUAUAACAUAGUCGCGUAAAGCUGUAGCUGGCGAUGUAAAUACGUUUAGAGAUGUUGUGUAAAUAAUUACAUUAUCCGUGGAUAAAUGUAUUAGAAGAAGAUCGCGAUCAUAUUUACAUGACUGGCUGCUAGAUGCUUCGUCGAUAAAAACGUGCCAAGGAAAAGCGCGCGAUUCGGAGCUGAGAUGAAUUGACGCUGAUUUCCGAUAUGGAAUUCCAUCCCCCCCCCCCCCCGAUCUCUCUGAUCCUGCAGAUCUAUUAGGGAGAAUCUUCGAGAGUCUCGCAGCGACGAUUCACAGAAAGAAAGAAAAAAAAAUAGAUUCUUCUUGGCUCUGAAUCGCGGCGAUAUGACGGGGAAUAGGAGUGACAUAAUCAACGGUGUUUCAUUACGCUUAAAUCUAUUACAAUCAAUGUUAGAAAGUGGUAAAAUCUUUCCUAUAGACGCGAUUUUUUCGCUGUACACGGUGUUCCGAGUCUUGCAUCGGAAUUCCGGAAGUGCACUACGCUGUUUCGAUGAUGGUCGAUCAUUUUCGUAGCAAAAAAUCUGACAAUCCUAUUAUUUUAAUCCUUUCAUUUUCAAGACUGCGAAAUAUAUGUGUAAUAUCCUUUAAUCUCGCUCAUUAAGGCUUCGUUUAAAUUGUCGUUUUAAUUAUUUUUAAUGAUAUUUUUAUAUACGUUAAAUUUAUUAUUAUUCAAGAUAUAUCGGAUUAUUCGUUUUAGUGGAAGUGUUUCGUUCAAGUUUUAAUUUUUUUUUAUGUUACAUGUAAAUGACAGAUCAAAAAAUUAAAAAAAGGCACGAGACAAACCUUGAUAUACUGACUUUCGUCGCUCUCGGGACACCCUGUAGAACGCGAAUCAAGCGCGACGAGGGUGACGGAGAUUAAUUUGUCGGCAUGUUUCUCGGUGAUUCGCCGUUAUUAAUCUCCCGAUCCUGAUACAAGGAAGCAUUACGUAUUGCUCAAACUGCUAUACUAGCUGGUGGUGCUUGCAUUACGCAAGUUAACAUUAUCAUUAAUAUUGACUGUUUGUAUUGUUGUAAUAUGGCAUGAGAAAUAUAUAUAGUUCUAUAUUAUACAGAUGUCUACGUAUAUUAAUAUUAAAUGAGAAAAAAAAAGAUAUGUAUACACAUGUACAAGUUGCAAACUUGGAGAUAUAUACACGAAUGCAUAUAUACAUUUAUGCGCGUGUGUGCGUGUGUGUAUACAUAGACAUGUAUAUAUGCAUUCCGGCGCGGUGUCCGCGAAAUCGUGCGUCGGACGAGGGACUUCCGGAUUCAGGUGGUUGCGCUUUUUUCGGGAAAUCUUACAUCUUUGUUGACGAAGAAAUCUUCCCAAGUUCUGAUCCCAAAUGACCGAAACCUGCGUGUAUAUGCGUUAUCGCGCGGUCGACGACGAGAAUAUAUUGUCCGGAGACGCGGAAGGAGAGACAUCGAAGCGAGAUAAAUUUCUUGAGGUCGUUCGCGCCGGCGUUAGGGGCUUUUCUUUUUCAACGUUACUUACAAAUGUUGCGACUAUAAGAUUGCUUACCGAUAAUCAAGAUUAAUUAUUUUAUUAACUAGAGCUAAGUGAUUCUAAAUAAAUUAGCUUGUAAUCGACUAUUCAAUCGCUAUUACGGUUAAGGCUAAUCGGUUACAGAUAUAUAGACGUGCUGUAAAGUUAACAAAUAAGAUUUUUAAUAAUCACUACAAAUAUUGUGGAUGUGUAACUAGGAACUCUAGUCAGCCCGUGACUAAGGACGAUCUAGCAACGCGUGUAGCUAAUUAGUGCCCUUUAUCAUUGUCCUCAUUGACAAAGUGGACGUUUUUAGAGUUUUUGGCGGGAGGGGAAAGAUACGGAGACGAGAUACAAAUCGCUCGCGCGCAAAAGCUAAACUCCGAAAAGCGGUCCUCGAGCGAGACGCACGAUUCGGCGGACGCUCCGUAGAUUAGAUAAGCGACUGCAAGAGAUAUUUUACUUAUAUACUAUAUUGGAGACGGACGAUCACAUUGUACUGACAAUGAGCGGUAAUGAGAGUUAUAUUUUUAUUAGUAAACGUAACGUAAAAAAAAAAAGUGACGUAUUGUAAUAAACUAACCGAGGAAUCAUUGUUUUGUAUUAUGCUCUCUCGCUCUAGUGUGUAACAAUUGUUUUAUAUAUACAUAUAUGUAUAUAAUGUUGACGAUCACGGUUCGAUUCUCGGCACUUAUCCUCCCCUCGCCUUUCCUCCCUCCCUCCCUCCCUCCCACCCUCUCCCCUUCUCUCCUCCAGAGAUCGAAUCGGCCGCAGCGAGACAUCCGUUUCUUUUCUUAGUUAAGGGAGAUAAUGGAGAUGACGCUUAGCGGACAAAAAACUGUAUUUCAUUUCCUUUAUUGGAUAUUAAUAAAUGAUAAAUCUAUA